Messenger RNA from Meloidogyne enterolobii, 3937 nucleotides. NCBI's taxonomy places the organism in Eukaryota, Metazoa, Nematoda, Chromadorea, Rhabditida, Meloidogynidae. The record is from the annotation of a GenBank genome assembly.
UUUAUCAAUUAAAAAUAAAUUUACAAUGGUUUUUGAAAAUGUAGUUGCGGACUUGCUCAAUCGUUUUUUGGGUUCUUACAUUGACAAUUUAAAUGCUUCUCAAUUAAAUAUUGGAAUUUGGGGAGGAGAUGUUAAAUUAAAUAAUUUGGAUAUUAAAGAAACAGCUUUAGAUGAUCUUGACCUUCCCGUUAGACUUAAAUUUGGCUAUAUUCAAAGUCUUGUACUUAAAAUACCUUGGAAAUAUCUUUAUACUGAACCGACUAUUGUUAAUAUAAGUGAAAUUUACAUGAUAAUUGUGCCUAACCAAGGAAUUGUUUAUAACGAAGAGAAGGCUAAGAAAAAUGAACAGGAGGCGAAGCAAAAGAAACUGGCUAGACUUGAAGAAAAUAGACGAAAUAAACUUAAACAAAAUGUCCAAACAGACGAUACUUUCACUGAAAAAUUGGUUGCACAAGUUAUUAAAAAUUUGCAGAUUCGAAUAAAACGAGUUCAUUUACGUUAUGAAGACAAAUUUUCUAAUAGAGGAAGGCCUUUUGCUACGGGAGUGACUCUGGAUUCUCUUAACUUUCAGACGACUGAUGAAAACUUCCAGUUGACAGUUCAAAAAGAAGCCGUUAAAAUAUUUUACAAGCUCGUCUCGAUGAAUCACUUAAGUAUUUAUUCUAAUGCUGGAUCUACCCUUAUUUCUGAUUUGUUUGAUAAAAAAGAAAUUACAAAAGCAUUGUGUAAUUCUAUUUCUACUGAUACUAGUCGGCCUGAAGGAUAUAAAUAUGUACUUGAACCCUUAUCUCUAAAUGCCAAAUUAAAAUUAAAUCAAAAACCUGAAACUGACGGUUCUGACUGGACUAUUCCAAAAGUUGAUUUAAUUUUACAAUUGGAGAAACUUGCUUUGGCUAUUGGAAAAUUUCAAUAUCAAGACUUUCUUUUAUUUUUGGAGGCACAAGAAAGAUUUAAUUUGUCAGCACAAUAUUUUAAAUAUAGACCAAAUUUGAUUGAAUAUAAAAAUCAUUACAAGGAAUGGUGGAAAUUUGCUUACAAUUGUAUACUUCAUGAACAUGUUAAACGACGUCGAAAUAAUUGGUCUUGGGAAAGGAUGAACAAACAUAGACAAAUGGUUCGAGAUUAUAAGGAAGCUUGGAUUGUUUUUAGAACGGAGAAGAAUCCAAAUGAAUUGGUUAAAAAGACGAUUGAGAACGUAGAAGAGACUCUCGAUGUUUUUAACCUUAACAUUGCUAGACAACAAGCAGAAUUUGAAAUUGAUAGACGUGAUGAUUUAAUACGUGUUGAGGAUCAAAAACAGGAGGGAUGGGUUGGUUGGGCUAAAAGUUGGUUUGUUGGAAGUGGCAAAAAAGCAGAGACGGAACAGACAGAGGCUGAUGCAAAAAUUAUGGAAAAAAUUGAACAAGCUGUUACACCAGAAGAAAAACAAAAAUUAUUUGAAGCUAUUGACUAUCAGGAAAAUACUCCACCAACCGAUUAUCCAAAACAUUUUGUUGAAAAUCGAAUAAAUUUUGGCCUAGCAUCAGUUGUAAUUUCUUUAGAAAAUGUUCUCGAAAUGUGCUUUGCUGAUUUGACAGCAAAUUUGGAUCAUCGUCCAUCUGCAAAUGCUAUCAAGUAUAUUUCUUGUAUAAAAUCUUUUGAAAUGAAUGCCUUCCAAGAAAAUGCAAAAUCCCAAUCAAUAUUAAAGAUGACCGAUUCUAACCGGCCUUGGCUUAAAAUGCAAAUUGAAACAAAUCCUUUAAAUAAAGAUUUUGAUCAAUCAGUGGAAUUACUUGUUGCGCCUAUAAUGCUGAUGUAUCAUGCUCCGGCAGUAAAUAAAGCUUUGGAUGUUUUUAAACCUCCUGAAACUGUUCGACUUCAACAAUUGACUGCUUUGGCUAUUGCAAGAUAUGAGGAAGUUAAGGCCCGUUCUACUACAGCUUUGCAACAUAUGGUAGAACAAAAACGAAAAUUAAAAUUGGAGAUUCAAAUUGAUCCUGCUACAAUCGUUUUGUGUGCUGGAGGUGUUUUUGAUGAAGGAAAGAAUGUUUUAGUUGCAGAAUUGGGACAACUUAAUUUAAAUACAAAAUCACAAUCACCUGAAAGGGCUUAUGAAAAGAUACUUGACCCAAAAUUAAAAUCUUUGAUGGCACAAGCUUAUGAUAAUUUCCAAUUGAGCCUUUCAAAUGUACAAUUAAUUUUUGCUGAUACUUUUAAGACGUGUAUGCAAGCAAGGAAUGAUAGAUAUUCUCCAUAUCAUUUAUUAAAACCUACAAAUAUGGUUAUUGAUGUGCUUCGUUCAACAAUUGAUGAUCUUCAAUUACCCAUGUUUCGAAUGUUUGGAAAUCUACCAGAUGUAGUUUUAAUAAUUUCUGAUGAUCGUCUAGUUAAACUUCUAGAAUUAUUAAAUAGCAUUCCUAGACCCGAAUUUGAUCAAGAAGUUGUUGAUUUAUCAGCACCAAUUGAAGGAACAAAAUUGCGUGAUCGAGCAAAAAUGGUUGCGAUUAUGGAAGUUAGUGAAUUGGAUGAAAAUAUUUUGUUAAAAGACAAUGAAGAAGGAGGUGGGGAAGAAAAAAGUUCAACUUCUUCUGAAAUGAAGGGAGAGAAGAAGAGUGACUCGGAUUCUUCUACUUUACAUAGAGAAUUACAAAUUCAAUUUGAUAUUAAUUUAAGUCUUAAUGAGGUUGGUAUUGUUGUCAAUAAGAGAGACAAAGCAUUUUUGAGUGCCCAUAUUUGUCGUCUUGGUUUUCAUUUAAGAAAAAGAAUGUUUGAUAUGAUUGCUAAAGCCCAUUUAGGCUCUUUAACAUUAGAAAUGCCACAAAUCGAUUCUUCUGGAAAAGCUCAAACAAUUUGUUUAAUUGAUAAUGAAAUGAGAGAAGGAGAUCAUUUGAUUGAUAUGGUUUAUAAACAGGCAACAGGCGAAAGUCCAUCCUUCAAAACUGAAUUUAAUUCAAAUGAACAGUCAAUAAAUUUUGUUUUUCAAAUUUUAAACUUUAAUUUAUACAAGGACGUUUUAAAUGACUUAAAAAAUUUCAAUGAUCGUUUACAACGCAAAUUGUCUCAAAUUAAACCCCCACAAAUUGAACAAGCUUCUCCUCAAACUGCUGGUGGUUCAAGACGUAGAACUCCCUCAAUAAGUAGUCGUUCUCGUGAAGGCUCUUUAGAUAGAAAAACGUCGGGAAAGAAGCGAUCACCUUUUAUUAAACCUGACGUUAGAUUAACAAAUAAAAAGAAAUUUGUUUUCGAUUUUCGAAUGCAUGAAAUUGCUGCAAAACUUUAUGCGAGACAAGGGGAUAUUGCUGGUGGAAUUGACCCAACAGAAGAUCCCGAUGCGAUUCUUGAAUUUUGUGCACUAAAUAUUCGAAGCUUUAAAUUGAACGGUAGUAUGGUAGAUGACGGCUCUAUGCAUGCCGAUAUCAGCUUACAAGCUUUUACAAUGGAUGAUCGAAGGAAAAAUGCAACAAUUCAUCGUUUAAUGGAUAAAAAGGACACUGAAUCGACUGAUCAAUUUGUAACAAUAAAAUAUAGUCAAAAUAACCAUGGAGAUAAAUUUGUUGAUUUAUUGUCUUCAAAAUUCUUUUUAAUGUUGGCACCAGAAUUUUUGGGUGUUCUCUCAACCUUUUUUAUUUUGAAACCUGAUGAAGAUGUUGAUGAGAAAACUGGUCCUUCCGAACUUUUUUUAACGCCAAAUAGCAGCAGUAACAAAUUGGCACUUUCCAAACAAUAUGUCUCUACUAGUUCAGUAGCUAAACAAGCAUUGGCAACUAAAGGUACUCCAGCAGAGCAAUCAACUUUUGAACCUCCUGGAACGUUGACUUUAAAUUGUAAAGUAUAUGCAAUCGAGCUUAAUGGUGUUCAACAAAUGGAUGGUGGAAUUCAACAUUUUAAAAUUUACAGCACUUAUUUUGCUAAAGAAAAGAGACAUUUAAGUAAUUACCAAAUUUUAAAAGAGGUUUGA